AUGGUCCAUAUUGUGGCUGGAUAUGGUGACUACGAUUUCGGCGGAGGAUAUCGCAGCCCGGGUGGCUUCGGUGGCCUAGGCGGAUUAGGCCAACCUGGACUGGGUCAAGGGGGAUUCGGACAAGGAGGAUUUGGGCAGGGUGGUUUCGGACCAGGAGGAUUCGGCCAAGGUUAUCCAGGCGGAUUUGGUGGUUUUGGUGGAGUCCCAGGCGGCUUCGGCGGAGUUCCAGGUGGAUUUGGUGGAUUUGGUGGAGGCCCACGUGGAUUUGGAGGCACCCCAGGCGAAUUUGGUGACGGUCCAGGUGGAUUUGGAGGCGGCUUAGGCGGAUUUGGCGGUGGUUCAGGCGAAUUUGGUGGUUUUAGACGC
Messenger RNA from Iphiclides podalirius (scarce swallowtail), 366 nucleotides. The record is from the annotation of a GenBank genome assembly. Lineage: Eukaryota; Metazoa; Arthropoda; Insecta; Lepidoptera; Papilionidae.